GUUACCUGUGGCCCAUCUUCGAGCAGCUCAAUUACAACACGCAUCAUGUUGCUCACUGUGCUGCGUCGUCCUUCCGUGCAGCUCUCGCUGCUGGCCCGCGGCUCCCGCAACGACACUGCUCAGGUUCUGCGCUUCUUCAGCUCCACGUACGUGCUUUUAUCUCUCCGAACAGCUCUGUAUAAGAAGAACUAUCGUCACGAAAUUACUGUGCCAGUUCCAGUAGUGCCCCGCCAGAGCAGAAAGCCAAGAAGAACGACGACGAAGAGGAGCUGACCAAUACCAAACUAUGGGACAAUGUGCUGGCUAACCACCCGGAGCACGCGGAGCAGCAGGGUGGCGACCUUCUCUACGAAUAUCCGCAAAAGAGCUACUUUGGAUACAUGUCGGCUGGCUCUCUUGCUCAUAUUGCGUUCUGGUCGUGGCUCAAGGGUUAUGAACAGAGUCUCGUGGAGAUGCACCCGGUGCUGGGCGAGCCGACGUUCUUCUCGUUCAUCUCGGACGACUUUGGCUCGUCAAUGGGCUUCGGUAUGAGUAUUCUGCUGGCUGGUCUCAUUGGUUUCCACGCGAGCCGAUCGGUGGCUCGUAUUUCGGUAGUUGCAGGCGGUGACAAGCUGCGUUUCACGACCCACAAGUUCUUCGGAGACUUUGCGAAUCCGAUUGACGUGCCUAUCUCGUACGUAUCGGCGAACCCCAACACCAAGAACAACAUCAUCCUGAAGCUGGCCAACAGACGUGGCUUCUACCUGGUGGACACCAAGGGAAAGUUCUACAACCGCGAGAAACUAGAGCGAAUGAUCACCUUCCGCACAAACUUCUCAGAACACAAGAAGAUGAUGGAGAAGAAGACGACGAUCGAGGUGCGUACGGACUUGCCGCGUGUGGAUCUUAAGGCCGAAGCUGCGCAGGCUGAAGCCAACCGAAAACUCCCCUCACGAGCACGUUCGAAGGCUCGUCACGGCAAUCUACUGGGCAAGAAAAACUCCUCGAAGAAAGGAGGCAAGAAGAAAUAGAGUAGGUACAGGCCGCUACGAGCAAUAGAAGUGUUGCGAAACAUUGUUCACAAACGUCAAA
This is a messenger RNA of Phytophthora nicotianae INRA-310, 1071 nucleotides long. RefSeq lists its product as hypothetical. NCBI's taxonomy places the organism in Eukaryota, Oomycota, Peronosporomycetes, Peronosporales, Peronosporaceae. The record is from RefSeq and is a predicted model, not a curated record. Bases 381 to 1010 code for a protein of 209 amino acids. The transcript is spliced from 7 exons.